GAGAGCCGUACUGGGGCUGCUGGCGAGCACGGCUGGUCUUAGCCCGACCGGAGUGGUUGAGGCCGGCCCAGGGAGAGGGAUGCUAGUGAGCUGACAGGCAGGCUGAGAGAAGCGGCCAGGGCUGGGCCGGAGGGAGUGCUCGGGACGCCUCGGCAGGGUCUGUGGCAUUUUGACCGACUGACCCGGCCAGAGGGCGGAAGACAAAGAGGCCGGAACCUGACAGCCGCCGCUGUGGGGCAGCGCUCGGAGCCCACGGGCUCGCAGCACUGGCCAGCCCCGGCUUCGUUCUCGGGAGACCCACUACUGCCUCCUCUCGGGCCGCCUCGCUUCACCAACUCCUGUGACCCUUCCCCAAGGCCACCUGAGUGUAGAAGCCCAAGUCAGCUUUCCCGAGCGUGAGCUUGCCCAUCUGCCGCUCUCUUACUCUUGCUGAGUUCUUAUUUCAGCAGGGAGGAGUAAACGAGAGACCCAAUGUUCCGCACUUGACUUUGGUUCGGGCUGGAAAUUCGUAGUUUGGCGUCCAAGGGGGCGGGGCGGACGCCUGGGGCUUCCGGGAGGACCGAGGAGGUUCGGGGAAGAUUAGCCGCCCCCCCGCUGGACAGAGGCUUUUGUUGUCAGCCAAGUGUCGCCCUGCUACCGUCCGCCUGGGGUCCCGUGCAGUUCGAGUUGACUCUACAGCUCUGAUCUAAGUCAAGUGCGCUACACGCGAUCAGACUUAGGUGAGGUUAGAGUAAAGUAGACGGGCUUUUCUGUUCUCUGCCACUUCCGAGGAAUGCCCUAGUCGGCACCCAGAACUACAGCUUUUGAAAGAUCAUUUUCGCCUGGCUCUUGAUUUGCUGUCCUGAAAUGGCACUACCUCCAAAGACCACUUGGAGCAUACGGAAAGUCAGGCCGACUCUGGCAAGACUUUAAACAUGUGGAGAUAUUCCUCUGAUAGGAAGAAACUCCUUUUUACAGAGAGACUCGGCUGCAGCUGUUUCUGCGGGGACAUGGGGAGAUCGUGAACUAAGGCUGGAACCCAGAAGCAAAGAGGAAACUGUUCUCUGCGGCGAAGGAUGGCCAAACCCACUCUGCGAGGAAACGGCACUAACUCUGAAUGCUUAAGACAGCGCUUCAGGAGAUUCCAUUACCAGGAGGUGGCUGGGCCCCGCGAGGCCUUCUGCCAACUUUGGGAACUUUGCUGCCGGUGGCUGAGGCCAGAGGUGCGCACCAAGGAGCAGAUUGUGGAACUGUUGGUGCUGGAGCAGUUCCUGACGGUGCUGCCUGGGGAAAUCCAGAACUGGGUACAAAAGCAAUGUCCGGAGAACGGAGAGGAGGCCGUGACGCUGGUGGAAGGCUUAGAGUCUGGGCGACCUGGGCAUUCGGUCACAGUCUCCUCGGAGAAGAGGACACCUCUGAAAUCAUCACAGGAGUUCUUAGGUGUUCUUCAGGAGUCAGUGGAACCCCAGCCCAGGGGUGUAUCCAAGAGAAAGCGGGCAAGAGGCCCAGCCCCAGGACCACAGAAGCAGAUGAACCUGGAGACUCUCAGAGCUUGCCAAAGGAGCGGAUCAGUUCCUAAACCCGAUGUGGUCUCCAGGUUGAAUCAAGGAGAGCCAUGGACCCCAGAGCUCAGCUCCAAGGAGAAAGAUGUCCCAAAAGGCAACAGCACAGAAGACAAACAAGUCUAUACUGAUCCAUUCCUAUCCCAGAGAGAGAGAAGUAGCUGGGUGGAACAGGAUCACUGGGGUUUUGAUGAUGAGAAGGUGGUGGGUGUGCACUGGGGCUACAGAGAGACGAGAACACUCCUUGCAAUUCUCAGUCAGACUGAAUUUUAUGAAGCUCUACGAAACUGUCAUAGGAACAGCCAAGUGUAUGGAGCUGUAGCUGAGAAGCUGCGUGAGUAUGGCUUCCUCCGAACCCUGGAACAGUGCCGGACCAAGUUCAAAGGUCUUCGGAAGAGAUACAGGAAGGUCAUGAGUGGUCAUCCACCUAAUACCUGCCCUUUCUUUGAAGAGAUGGAAGCUCUGAUGAGUGCCCAGGUCAUUGCACUGCCCAUUAAUAGCCUGGAAGAGGCCGCUUCCCAUUCUGGCCAGGCAGGCACGGAGACUGAGACCGAGGAGCCGGCACAGAGGGCCUGGAAGCCUGAGGAUGGAGAAGAGGCUGUGGCUGAAGGGUCUGACAGUGAUGACCUGGAGGCAGUCCCCCAGGACCGUGACAGCCCACCUGCAUCUGUCCCCUUCCGAAGCCAGAGCGGUGUACACUGGGGCUAUGAAGAAACCAAGACUUACCUUGCAAUUCUUAGUGAGACUCAGUUCUACAAAGCCCUACAGAACUGUCACCGCAACAGCCAGUUAUAUGAUGCAGUUGCUGAGAGAUUAUGGGAAUAUGGCUUCUUUAGGACCCCAGAGCAAUGUCGGACCAAGUUUAAAAGCCUCAAAACCAGCUAUCAGAAAGUCAGGAAUGGCCAAGCACCAGAAACCUGUCCCUUCUUUGAAGAAAUGGAUGCUUUGGUGAGUGCCCGAGUUCCUGCCCUGCCUAGUGAUGACCAGGAAAAAGAAACAGCUUCUUGCUACCUCCAGGGAAUCAGUGAGGCUGAAGCUGAGAAGCAAGCCGAGGACACAGAGGAGGAAGAUUCAGAUGAUGAAGAUGAUACUGAGAUACCCCCAGGGGCUGUUACAACCCGUGCCCCAGUCUUAUUCCAGAGCCCCAGUGGUUUUGAGGCUGGAUUUGAUAACGAACAGAAUCUUAAACGAGAUAUUUCUGAGGAAGUACAGCUGCAUAGGACAUUACUUGCAAGGGCUGAAAGGAAAAUUCCCUGUCACAUGAAUCAAGGUAAAGCUAUUAAGAAUGAGUGUUCAUCAGAAAGCCAGCGGGAAAAGACUCAGAGAGAGAAGACAAGAAAACUGGCAUUCCCAGAGAAGAGUACCAGUACAGUCCCGACUUAUCAGAGACCAGGCUUGGGAGACAGGUCCUACAAAUAUCUCAGAUAUGACAAAAGAUUUGACCCAAACUCCCAUCUCAUCUAUCGGGUCUCCCAUCAGGUAGAGAAUCCAUAUAAAUGUGCUGACUGUGGGAAAAGCUUCAGUCGAAGCGCACGCCUCAUCAGACAUCAGAGGAUCCACACUGGAGAGAAACCUUAUCAAUGCGUGGACUGUGGGAAAGGUUUCCGUGACAGUUCCAAUUUCAUCACCCACCGGAGAAUACACACAGGAGAAAAGCCGUACCAGUGUGGGGAAUGUGGAAAACGCUUCAAUCAGAGCUCAAGCCUUAUAAUUCACCAGAGAACCCACACAGGAGAAAAGCCGUACCAGUGUGGGGAAUGUGGGAAAAGCUUCAAUAACAGUUCUCAUUUCAGUGCACAUAGGAGGAUACACACGGGAGAGAGGCCCCACGUGUGUCCUGACCGCAGUAAGAGUUUUAGCAAGAGUUCUGACUUACGUGCACAUCGCAGGACCCACACAGGAGAGAAACCUUACGGGUGCCACGACUGUGGCAAGUGCUUCAGUAAGACCUCUGCCCUUAAUAAACACCGAGAGAUCCAUACCCGAGAACAGCUGCUGUCACAGUCCAUGUCUAAGUAAGCUCCCAAGGAAGGGCCUCAGCAAAUGUAUUGUUUGGAAGUCCUCUCCUCUGUGUGCCCAGCUGGCUUAGGAAGCACUCCUCAGGAUCUUUGCCAUUGUUUGUUCCUUAUGCUUCCCAAAUCUAGCCAAGCAAAAUGUCUGGUUUUAAGAUGAAAAGUAGAUUUGGUCUGAAAUGAUACAGUACUAAUGUCUUCCCUCUCGGUGCCUGUGUUGUUCCCCUCGAGAGGAUAUGGUGGUAUAUCCUGUGGAUCUCAUGUAUGUCUUCCACUCACCCUGUGCACCUCAAACAGAAAACCCAUCUCAGCAGUUUUUCAAAGAAGUUGUGAGACUACUCAUUAGUUGGGCCAUCUUGCUCACUUAAACCUGUGUAUACUCUUCAUUUAUCUUUAAGGAAAGUCUUUUUUCUUUUUUUCCCAAGAAUCUGGGCUGGGGAUGUAGCUCAGUAGUAGAGCACUUAGUAUGCACAGGGACCUGGGUCCAAUCCUGAGUAACACACAGAGACAGACGGUAAGUUAGGGGGAAAAUGUAAGCCUUCUAUAAACACUGAAUUUCUUAGUUUCUUCUAGAUUCUACAAAGGGUAAUAUAUAUAUAUAUAUAUAUAUAUAUAUAUAUAUAUAGUAUCUUCUUUGAUUUUUCCCUUUUCUCUCCUUUCCUCCUCACCUUCAUCUAAAUUUCAUCUUUCCCUUGUAGACUAAAAGCCAAAAGAGCAAACUAGAUCGAUAUAGUCACACAAAAAGCAGUUAAAGCUAUCAAUAGGAGUCAUCUAUUUUUCCUACACUCCACAUACAUAAUUAUAUAUAUACAUACAUAUAUAUAUUAUAUAUUUAUAUUGAGCAGCCUGUGGGUGCUCAGUACUAAUUGCAAGGAGCAGAACCCCUGCCAUAUCCCCAUGUACAGGUAAAAUAUACUUACCCUAAAUGACAGGGAGGAUGGUGGAGCUACCAAUCUGUACACACUCAGCUAUACAAAUGAAAGUAUUUACUUGAACACAAAAGUAAUUAUGGGUUCAAAAUUAGGUGGUAUUGAAUUAAUUCCCACAUAUUCAUAGACUUAUGAUAAUCCCUGUACAAGUAAACAGUCCUUGCCCUUGUCUUUAUACUGGAAAACAGAUAAUACAUACAGAAAGCCUAAACAUAUAGUGGUAAUAUUUAUUAUUUUUUAAAGACAGGUUUCACUAGGUAGCAUUGGCUGACCUGGAACUCAUUGGCCUUGAACUCACAAAGAUCUCACUGCCUCAGUCUUCAAAGUCCUAGGAUUAAAGAUAUGCAUCAUCACGACAGGCUGCAACCAUUUUAAAGAAAUUUAGGAAGCUAAGUAGUGUUACUAUACUAGACGUAAGUUUUAAUAUAGCUAGCUUGCUCUGAGAAAAAUCUGGAAAGUAUUUUUUCAGGAAACAGUAAGCAUUCAAAGGAAGAAAAGUAACUAGAUAAGUUAUAGUGAGAUAGACUUUUUAAAACUAGUUAUAAAAUCGGUGCUAGGUGGGUAAAAAGUGAGAAAACAUUGAAGCACAGGAUAAAAGGUAUAAAGUUCACUAAAGAAGCAGGAAAAACCUAAUGAAUGUAUGAUAGGUGUACAGUAGGCUGAGAAUCAACGGAGAAGGAGUGGUGGAAGGAGACCCUCAGAUGCACUGUGCUAAGCUUACUGACAACGGGAUGGCAGCUUGACUCAGGGAAAAAUGAAUUUUAGGAGAUUAGCUCUUUUGAGAGAAAUAUCAGAAAUUACCAUCUAUUGAAGAUAUUCGAUGAGCAGGUUAGAAAAGAUGGUCAAGACCUGGAAUAACCAACUUUCACAUUUUCACUCUUAUUAGAUACCCACGGCUAGAUUAAGAUCUGAGGUAGUAAUGAGGAGAAAAGACUGUUCUAAAAUUUAUUAGGAUGAGUAAUUAAUUAGGGUUCUGGUAUUAAGAAAUUCUAAACAGAGAACUAACAUUAACAAUUAAGGAGCUGGGUGGUGGUGGCACAUACCUUUUAUCCCAGCACUCAGGAGGCAGAGGCAGAGGCAGAUAGAUCUCUGUGAGUUUGAGGCCAGCCUGGUCUACAAGAGCUAGUUCUAGG
Microtus oregoni (creeping vole) is the source of this 5615-nucleotide messenger RNA. It is a transcript of the gene Zscan29, whose product is annotated as zinc finger and SCAN domain containing 29. The transcript has 5 exons. Gene Ontology annotation, cellular component: nucleus. The record is from RefSeq and is a predicted model, not a curated record. The coding region runs from base 1056 to 3560 and encodes 834 amino acids. Gene Ontology annotation, biological process: positive regulation of reciprocal meiotic recombination; regulation of transcription by RNA polymerase II. Lineage: Eukaryota; Metazoa; Chordata; Mammalia; Rodentia; Cricetidae. Gene Ontology annotation, molecular function: histone H3K36 methyltransferase activity; DNA-binding transcription factor activity, RNA polymerase II-specific; RNA polymerase II cis-regulatory region sequence-specific DNA binding.